AUGAAUGUAACGGUAAUAAAGCAUCUGUUGAUACUGUGUUGUUAUGGUGGAUCACCGUAUGUGGAUUUACAGUUACCCGACCAGCAGUUUUUAAAGCAUAAAUCUACACAUGCACUCGAUUUAACAGAUUGGAUUGCUGUUGAUACAUCGGGUAGUGAACUAAAUUCAACACUUUAUCAAGCAAAUAACACGUCAAAACCGCUUAUAACUGUUCCGGAUGGUGUACCAAUUGAAAAAUGUGACUUAUACAAUUUGACAUUUACAAAUACUGAAGAUGAAAAUCUUAUUACAGUCGCAUUUGAGAGCGCAGAUUCAAUGAAAGAUCUCCGGGUAAAAAGAAGAGCGUCUACUUGA
This is a messenger RNA of Enterobius vermicularis (human pinworm), 354 nucleotides long. NCBI's taxonomy places the organism in Eukaryota, Metazoa, Nematoda, Chromadorea, Rhabditida, Oxyuridae. The record is from the annotation of a GenBank genome assembly.